CUCACACCAAUUGUUAUGUUGAGGGGGGAAGAAUCACAGUGCAAGCUGGAAGGAAAGUUUGAUUUACCAGCCUUAACGAAAACAGGAGAGAUCAUCCUUGGGGGGAUGUUUAACAUUCAUUCGGCAAGACUCUUUAGCGUGCAGAACUUCACAAUUUUGCCAAAGCAAACAGAAUGCAACAGUUUUGAUUUCAGAUCUUUUCGUCUUGUACAGACUAUGAUCUUUGCCAUCGAAGAAAUAAACAGGAACCAAAACCUCCUUCCAAAUCUCACUCUGGGCUAUCGGAUUCUGGAUGACUGCUCAUCAUCAACCAUUGCUACAAAAGCAGCUUUGGCACUUGUUAAUGGGAUGGAAGAAAGCUUUUCCUUUAAUAACUGCAGCAACUCUCCGAAGAUACCAGCUCUUGUUGGCGGAGGUGGAUCCUCAGAAUCAAUCGCAGUAGCAAGGACAAUUGGACUCUUUAAAAUCCCAUUGAUCAGUUACUUUUCUACCUGCGCAUGUCUCAGUAACAGAAAGGAAUAUCCUGCCUUUUAUAGAACAAUACCAAGUGACUACUAUCAAUCUAAACUUUUAGCUCAACUUGUUAAAACGUUUGAAUGGACUUGGAUUGGAGUCAUCAGAAGCAACAAUGACUAUGGUAAUUUCGGGAUGCAAUCGUUUAUAGAAGCUGUAGAGAAGCUGGGAAUCUGCAUAGCUUUCUCUGAGUCCUUUUCUAGGACAGACCCCAGAGAGAAGAUAGAAAGAAUCGUAGAAGUUAUUAAAAGGUCAACAACAAAAGUGGUGGUGGCUUUUUCGGCUACGGGAGAAAUGCGGCUUUUAUUUAGGGAAGUUGUACGUCAAAACGUCACGGGAAUCCAGUGGAUUGGUAGUGAAGCCUGGGUUACAGCAGAACUGCUUUCUCCAGAUGAAAGCAAUCGAUUCCUCACUGGGACAAUGGGCCCUGCCAUUCAAAGGACAGCAGUGGUGGGAUUACGAGAUUUCCUUAUGAAAGUCCAUCCGCAGAAAUUCCCUGGAAAUGCUUUAGUAAAGGAAUUCUGGGAAACAACAUUCAGUUGCACUCUAUCGUCUGCCAAAACAACAAAGGAACCAAAUGAUUUAUCACCAUAUCAACAGUGCACAGGAAAUGAGAAUUUGAAUGAAAUACACAAUGCAUAUUCUGACAUAAUUACUGAUGGAAGCUCCUAUAAUGUUUAUAAGGCGGUGUACGCCUUUGCUCAUGCUGUGCACAACAUGUUGGCAUGUGAAUACGGAAAAGGCCCGUUUACGAAUAAAACAUGCGCAAAUGUUUCUAUUUUUGAACCUUGGCAGCUGCGACAUUAUAUGCAGUCAGUAAAUUUCACCACUAACACUGGUGACAAAGUCUAUUUCGAUUCAAAUGGGGAUCCAGUCGCUAAGUAUGACUUGAUAAACUGGCAAAGCAACACACAGGGCUUUCCAAGGAUUGUGACUGUGGGCUAUUACGAUGCUUCCACACCUCCCGGGAAAGAAUUGAUGCUAAAUAUAAGGAAACUAGAAUGGAAUGGUGGCAAUAAUAAGAUCCCACGUGCAGUUUGUGCAGAGAGCUGCCUCCCCGGCACCCGGAAGGUCCACAGGAAGCGACAACCGAUCUGCUGUUUUGACUGCACAGAAUGUGCUGAUGGUGAGGUCAGUAACACCACAGAUGCGUUGGAUUGCAUCAAGUGCCCUUUGGAAUAUUGGACCAAUCAGAGGAAAGAUAAAUGCAUACAAAAAGAAAUUGAGUUUCUUUCCUUUGAAGAGAUGCUGGGAAUUGUACUAGUUACGAUUGGAUUGGUAGGGAUCGGCGUAACGUUAACAACAACAGUUAUCUUCUAUCAGCACAGAGAUACCCCUAUUGUUAAGGCGAACAAUUCUGAGUUGAGCUUCCUUCUUCUGUUUGCAUUGACUCUGUGUUUUUUGUGCUCUCUCACAUUUAUUGGUGAACCCUCAAUGUGGUCUUGCAAGCUUCGCCGCGUGUCUUUCGGUAUUGCUUUUGUUUUGUGCAUCUCCUGUAUUUUGGGAAAAACAAUCCUGGUUCUAAUGGCCUUUAAGGCAACGCUUCCCAAUAAUAACAUGAUGAAAUGGUUUGGACCCACACAGCAACGAUUAAGUGUUUUCCUUCUCACACUUAUUCAGAGUUUAAUCUGCGCUCUAUGGUUAACAUUCUCACCCCCUUCCCCUGUAAAAAACAUCAAGUACUACAGGGACAUUAUUAUUUUAGAAUGUGAUGUUGGAUCUAUAACAGCAUUUUACUGUGUAUCGACCUACAUUGGUCUUUUGUCUGCUGUGUGUUUUAUUCUUGCAUUCCUAGCCAGGAAUCUGCCAGAUCAUUUUAAUGAGGCUAAGUGUAUAACUUUCAGCAUGCUUAUUUUUUGCACAGUUUGGAUGGCUUUCAUUCCAGCUUAUGUCAGUUCGCCUGGGAGAUAUACUGUGGCUGUAGAAGUGUUUGCUAUUUUGGCAUCCAGCUUCGGUUUGCUUCUCUGCAUUUUUGUUCCAAAAUGUCGCAUAAUCUUGCUGAAACCAGAAAACAAUACAAGACAGUAUAUCAUGUCCAAAGAUCCUUCAAAGAAGCUUUAA
This is a messenger RNA of Callorhinchus milii (elephant shark), 2574 nucleotides long. Its product is annotated as extracellular calcium-sensing receptor-like. Gene Ontology annotation, cellular component: membrane. The transcript is spliced from 6 exons. Gene Ontology annotation, molecular function: G protein-coupled receptor activity. The record is from RefSeq and is a predicted model, not a curated record. Gene Ontology annotation, biological process: G protein-coupled receptor signaling pathway. Bases 16 to 2574 code for a protein of 852 amino acids. Lineage: Eukaryota; Metazoa; Chordata; Chondrichthyes; Chimaeriformes; Callorhinchidae.